UACAUGAUUUGAUGCCCAACGUUCCGAUCAAGUUUGCUGUUACCUUGUGAUGCAUAAAGGAACCUCACGCUUAUCACUGUUUCGCACACAAACACCACUCAUCACCUUCAAAGACGCCAUUUAUACUCUCUACAGUGCGGCAACACGCCAGAAAGAAGCCAAUGGAAGCGGAAAAGGAGAGGAGCCGCAUCCGGGACAACCAGCGUAGAUCCAGGGCUCGAAAGAAGGAGUACGUCCUCGAGAUCGAGCAAAAACUACGAGAUUGUCAAUCCCAAGGGGUGGAAGCUUCGGCUGAAGUGCAACAAGCCGCGCGUCGGGUUGCCAACGAAAACCACAAGCUCCGACAACUUCUCUGCACACUUGGCCUAGUCGACAGACAAAUCGAACAGUAUAUCAAGACAGGGGAACUGGACCCUUCCAUUCACAAUCUACCACUUGAUGUACAUGAAAGCAGGACUGCCGCAGCUGGGCAGGAAGCAGCCGCGUUGGAAAGCCUGCUCGUUCCACGGUGGCCAGCCUGCCUCCAAAAUCCCUUACCGUUCGUGCCAGGAAGUCGUUCGGGGAGUACCGAUCGGACCAUCACCUAUGGUCCGGCAUCAAAUUCCUCGGCUGAGGACUAUGGUCCUUCGGCCGAAGACGUCCACCAGUCGUACGGAUUGAUGAGCGCAUCGCCAGUGAACUUGAACCCUUCACCAAUCUAUCCACAGCCCGCACAUCCUCAAACCCACGAAUACGGCAGUCAUCAGCUCAGCCGAGAGAAUGUCCAAUAUGCAGAAUCCAGCCACAGUCAGACAAGCCAUGGCCCGUCGUUGAACCCGCCUGGGUAUGAUCCGAAUCAGACGUUCGAUUAUCGACCGAUUUUCUCGGCAGGAAAUCCAUUAAUAGGCCAUCCGCUCCCGACCUGCUGCGGGCCGCCGGCCGCGCCAUACGUUGUGUACCAUCCCUCACAUCAGCAGCCGAUAUCCUACGUUACGAGUCGCCUUGGAAGCAGUGCCAGCAACACCUCCAGGUCCGCUUCGGUAGCUGAUGCCGAUUUUAGUAUCGAAGAACGAGCAUCACAGCAGACGGGCAAUCCUGACGACAACGCUUGGCUACCCAAGACCCAUUUCAACAGAGUGUACCUUGAGCGCCGGAAUGGCUGAACGCAACAAAGGUAUCGGUUACCUUUCAGAACAGCCCCAUGAACCAAAUACGUACUUGCUGCCUCGAGCUGCUUGCCGAGCCAGCUUGCGAUAAGAAAGGGCAACAAUGCAGA
Colletotrichum navitas is the source of this 1255-nucleotide messenger RNA. RefSeq lists its product as uncharacterized. The record is from RefSeq and is a predicted model, not a curated record. The transcript is spliced from 2 exons. Lineage: Eukaryota; Fungi; Ascomycota; Sordariomycetes; Glomerellales; Glomerellaceae. The coding region runs from base 162 to 1142 and encodes 326 amino acids.